UUGGUGCCGGCAGUGCGGACACUAGUAAGACCAUUUGCCUAUAGCAGGGCAAUGGCUAUUUAUUUAUUUCAGCUUUUUAGUGUAUAAGCUAUAUAUAAAUACUAUUUAGCGGCCAGUGGCAGAGGCCAAUACAAUAAAAGGCUUUAAGACAUAUAACAAAAAUAUACUGACAAUAGGAACUGCGAAUAUCGAUAGCGAUGCGUCGCGAUCGAUACUCGCGGCUACGAUUUAUGAACUAGUUCAUUGGUAUCGCAGCCGCGAGCAUCGACGGCCUCACAUCACCAUCGGUAUCGCAGCCCUUUUUGUUUACAUUUCAGAGUUGGAAUAAAUUUCUUUCAUGUAUUUCAUUUUUCUUAUUAGCGCCAGCGCUUUUCGGUGGAUGCCCUCCUUGUUUCGACGGGAUUGUCUACGGGAGUUGUGUACAGCUGAAGCUAGCAGCAGGUUCAGCGUUAGUUCCUCGGGGUCCAGAAAAGGUGCCCGAGAGGAGCUCCAGCCAGCGGAUGAGUCGUUGCUCAAGGCAUCUGCUGGGGUCAAACCAGCUGCAGUCAACAGAUCCAGGUGAGCAGUGGGAGGAGACUCAAUGCCAGCAGCAGGCCGGUGCCAGAUGUGGCCGAUGGUUGUUAAUUUCGACUUCUUUCCCAUCCGUUGGACUUGGGGCAGUAGCAGGUGCGCCGGUCAGCUGGGAGUAACGCAGCUAGUGAUUACGCCAGCAGCCAGGCUUGGAGCAGUGUUGCCAGUGUCUACAGAGCAUCCAGUCAGCUGGUGUCCAGGAAUUUGCCAGGUUUCUUGCACACUGGGGAGCCAAUUGGGACCCGUUUUUGCUGCUGUGGGCGGUGUUUGUGCUGCAGAGUCUGGAACGCAGGAGGCGCCAACCAAGGCUGAAGUAGGUGCCAAUUUUUGGUGACAUCAGUGCAGCUCCAGCCAGCAGAUGUGGUGUUGCCGGAUACAUCUGUUGGGGAGAAGCUAGCUGCGGAGUUUGUGGCGAUGCCAUCCAACGGGACCAAAGGAGCAGUAGUGGGAGUAUCAGUUCCCGCAGUAAGCCAAGCAGUAGGAGCCAGUGGGG
This is a messenger RNA of Drosophila rhopaloa, 1063 nucleotides long. RefSeq lists its product as uncharacterized. NCBI's taxonomy places the organism in Eukaryota, Metazoa, Arthropoda, Insecta, Diptera, Drosophilidae. The transcript has 2 exons. The coding region runs from base 581 to 904 and encodes 107 amino acids. The record is from RefSeq and is a predicted model, not a curated record.